This is a messenger RNA of Helianthus annuus (common sunflower), 1086 nucleotides long. Its product is annotated as exocyst complex component SEC10a. The transcript has 11 exons. The record is from RefSeq and is a predicted model, not a curated record. Bases 378 to 1070 code for a protein of 230 amino acids. Gene Ontology annotation, biological process: Golgi to plasma membrane transport; exocytosis. Gene Ontology annotation, cellular component: cytoplasm; exocyst. Lineage: Eukaryota; Viridiplantae; Streptophyta; Magnoliopsida; Asterales; Asteraceae.
UCUGUUGCACAUCGCUCACACUUCAGAUGCCGCCGCCUCCUCAUCCUAAGUCCUCUCUCCUUCUAUCCUUUACUUUCCGAUUCGAUUAAUUCGUUCUGUUCAGUUCAGGCUUCAAAGUUCAACCGUGUCGUGUUAUAAACUGCCAAUUAGGUCGCAUUCCGUCCCGGAGAUCCACCUCCGGCGGCUCUUUUUCACACAGAUUCUUCUCAUCUGAAUCGCUACCUCUCACCGAUGAAGACAUUGAAGGUCUAAUUGCUGAGCUCUUGACAGUUGAGAGCAAGGCUGCAGAGGCCCAAGAAGCACUUGAAGACGAGUCACUGGCGAAAGUUGAAGUUGAAGUGCGGGAAGAGUUGGCACAGACUCUUGAGGGAUUAAAUAUGAAAGAGAUUAGAGAUGGAGUAAGAAGUAACAAGAUAUCAAGUUCUGAAUCUAUCAGCUCUCAACCACUUGUUUUAGACAUAGAAGACUUCAAGGCUGCAGAGGCCCAAGAAGCACUUGAAGACGAGUCACUGGCGAAAGUUGAAGUUGAAGUGCGGGAAGAGUUGGCACAGACUCUUGAGGGAUUAAAUAUGAAAGAGAUUAGAGAUGGAGUAAGAAGUAACAAGAUAUCAAGUUCUGAAUCUAUCAGCUCUCAACCACUUGUUUUAGACAUAGAAGACUUCAAGGGGGACUUUUCAUUCGAUGCUUUAUUUGGAAACUUAGUAAAUGAACUGCUGCCCGCUUUCCAAGAAGAAGAUGCUGACUCAUUAGAAGGAAAUGGUAAUAUCAGUGGGAAUGAUGCUUUGUCAAACGGAAGGUCAACACAAACACAAUCAAGCCCACUAUUUCCAGAAGUUGACUCUUUAUUAUCAAUGUUUAAGAAUUCAUGUUCGCAGUUGGUUGAACUCCAGAAACAGAUUGACGGAAGACUAUAUAAUCUUAAAAAAGAUGUCGCUGCACAAGACUCCAAACAUAGGAAGACACUUGGUGAGAUUGACGGAAGACUAUAUAAUCUUAAAAAAGAUGUCGCUGCACAAGACUCCAAACAUAGGAAGACACUUGGUGAGAUUAAUGACGUGGAGUUGAGCUGAAUAGAAAAUACUAAAG